Schizosaccharomyces octosporus yFS286 is the source of this 3288-nucleotide messenger RNA. RefSeq names its product karyopherin Sal3. The coding region runs from base 1 to 3288 and encodes 1095 amino acids. Gene Ontology annotation, cellular component: nucleus; cytoplasm. Gene Ontology annotation, biological process: protein import into nucleus. NCBI's taxonomy places the organism in Eukaryota, Fungi, Ascomycota, Schizosaccharomycetes, Schizosaccharomycetales, Schizosaccharomycetaceae. The transcript has 2 exons. Gene Ontology annotation, molecular function: nuclear import signal receptor activity. The record is from RefSeq and is a predicted model, not a curated record.
AUGUCUUCUAGUGUUGCACCAGAUGCACUUUCCUCUUUGCUAGUCCUGGUUCAAGGACUAGCUUCCCCCGAUAAUGUUAUUCGUUCUGAGGCCGAAAAAGUAUUGACUGCCGACUGGAUUGCUGAACGUGCUGACUUAUUGUUAAAUGGUUUAGCUGCUCUCGCUGCUCAGAGUCAAGACAUUUCUAUUCGCUCAUUUUCUCUUGUGCUCAUUCGUAGAAUUUCCUUUCGAACUCUCCCCAGUGAUAGCGAACUCGAAGUGUUUUCCAGCAUCUCAGCCGAAGCCAAGCAGACUCUUCAAAACCAGCUUUUGACUUGCUUUGUUCAAGAGAACGUUCCCACCGUUCGUAAUAAGCUUUGUGAUACCAUUGCCGAAAUCGCCCGUUCUGUUUUUGAUUGCCAAAACCAGUGGCCUGAACUUACUACCACCAUUUUUGGUACUGUCAAUUCUCCUGAAGAAUCCUUCCGUGACUCUGUCUACCGUACUAUCGCCGCCUUGCCUCUCCUGUUAUCAGGCCAAGAGGCCGCCGUUGCUCCCUUGUUCAGCACUGGCCUUAGUGAUCCUAGUAUCGGUGUCCGCGUAGCUGCAGUUCGUGCUUACUCAUCUGUUGUCUUGGAAAGCAAACAAUCUGUUCGCGAUCAAGUCAUCCCCAUGUUGCCCGCCCUCCUCAACAUUCUUCCUCCUUUACAGCAAGAACGUGACUCUGAAAACCUUACUGAAUGCCUCAUGGCCAUCACUGAGAUUGCCGAGGUCUUUCCCAAAAUUUUCAACGAUAUUUUCGAAUCCUAUUUGCAAUUUAACCUUGGUAUUAUCAAAGAUAAGGACCUUGAAAAUUCUGCUCGUCAAGCUGCUUUGGAAGCCCUUGUUUGUUUCUCCGAAGGAGCUCCUGCCAUGUGCAGAAGAUCACCAGAAUAUGCUAAUCAACUUGUUUUGCAAUGCCUCAUGCUCAUGACCGACGUGGCAGGUGAUGAGGAAGAUGAGGCUGAAAAUCUACAAGAAUGGUUGGACACCGAUGACCUUGACCAAGAUGAAAGCGAUGCUAAUUAUAUCGUUGCUGAACAAGCAAUGGAUCGUCUUUCUAGAAAACUUGGUGGUAAGACUAUUCUUCCUCCUUCUUUUACCUGGUUGCCUGGUUUGAUUUCUUCUCAAAAAUGGUCUGAACGCCAUGCUGCCCUUAUGGCAAUCUCUUCCAUUGCUGAAGGUGCUGAAAAAAUAAUGAAGCGUGAACUAAGCCGUGUAUUGGACAUGGUUUUGCCUCUGUUGGCUGAUCCCCAUCCUCGAAUUCGCUGGGCCGCCUGCAAUGCUGUUGGUCAAAUGUCUACUGAUUUUGCCCCUGAUAUGCAAGUCAAGUAUCCUUCUCGUAUCCUUGAAUCCCUUAUUCCUACUUUAGACUCCCCAGAGGCUCGUGUACGUGCUCAUGCUGCUGCUGCUAUGGUAAACUUCUCAGAAGAGGCUGACAACAAGGUUCUGGAACCAUAUCUCGACGAUAUCCUUCAGCGCCUUCUUGUUCUUUUGCAAUGUCCUCAACGCUAUGUUCAGGAACAAGCUAUUACCACCAUUGCAACUGUUGCCGAUGCCGCCGCUAAAAAGUUUGAUAAGUACUUUGAUGCUAUUAUGCCUCUCUUAAUUAGUGUGUUACGCCAAGCUGAGGGCAAAGAAUUCAGAACCUUGCGUGGUAAAGCAAUGGAAUGUGCUACUUUAAUUGCUUUAGCUGUUGGAAAGGCUCGCUUCUUACCAGUUUCUCAGGAAGUUAUUCAGGUCCUUGGAACCAUACAAAUGAGCAUUACUGACAGUGAUGAUCCUCAGGCUAGCUAUUUGAUUUCUGCAUGGGGACGUAUCUGCCGCGUCCUUGGAAGCGACUUCGUUCCCUUCCUUGGAUCUGUUAUGCCACCUUUGCUUGCAGCUGCUACCUCUAAACCAGAUUUCACAAUCAUUGAUGAUGACACUGAUGAAGGCAAAUUUUCAGAGCAAGACGGUUGGGAAUUUAUUCCUGUUCAUGGACAGCAAGUUGGCAUCAGAACUAGUACAUUAGAGGAUAAAUGUACAGCUACAGAGAUGCUUGUAUGUUAUGCUGCCGAGCUUAAAGGCGAAUUUGAUCCAUAUGUCAAUGAAGUUUUAACUUCUGUUGUGUUACCUGGUUUGAAGUUUUUCUUCCAUGACGGUGUACGCUCAGCAUCAUGCAAAUGUAUCCCCCAGUUGCUGAAUAGCAGGAUAAUUGCUAGUAACCGAGACCCUGUCAAGGUUGCCGAAAUCUGGGAUCCCAUCCUUCGUAAACUGUUAGACUAUAUCCAAAGCGAGCCAAGCUCAGAAAUGUUGUCUGAUUAUUUCCAGUGCUUGUACGAAAGUUUAGAAAUGGUUGGUCCUUGUCUCGAUGCUGCUUCCAUGGAGAAGUUGGUAUCAGUUGUGGAUCUUCAACUAAAAGCUUUCAUUCAACGUGUUCAAGAGCGCGAAGAAAGCUCUCGCAAUGGUGAGGCUGAUGUGGAGGAAGAUGAGGAUGUUAUCUUGGCUGUAGAAAAUGAUCAGAAUAUGCUAAAUGAAAUCAACAGAACGUUCGGCGUAGUCUUGAAACAACACAAAGCAACAUUCUGCCCUUAUUGGGAGCGCUUGUUGCCAUACAUGAACGGUUUUUUGAAUGGUUCCGAUGUUAUUGCCAAACAAUGGGCCUUAUGUAUGAUGGAUGACUUAAUUGAAUUUACUGGACCUGAUUCAUGGGCAUAUAAAGAUCAUUUCCUUCCCUACUUGGCAGAAGGCAUUCAAAAUCCAGAGCCAGAGAUUCGUCAAGCUGCCGCUUAUGGUAUAGGUGUGGCUGCUCAACACGGUGGAGAGUUGUAUUCCGAAAUCUGCUCUAGUGCUUUACCUACCUUAUUCACAAUGCUUGAGGAUCCUGAUGCUCGAGACGAAGAACAAAUAUAUGCUACAGAGAAUAUUGUUGUUGCCAUCAGCAAAAUUUGCCGCUUCUGUAGCCAGCGUAUCCAGGAUCUUGACAAAAUUAUCACUUUCUGGGUAAACACUCUUCCCGUUACCCAUGAUGAAGAUGAUGCACCAUACGCUUAUAUGUUCUUGGCCGAGUUGAUGGAACAAAACCAUGUGGCCGUUGCUACCCAGUUGUCUGUUGUCAUCCCUGUCCUAGCAGAUACCUUGGCUUCUGGAGUUUUGCGUGGCCGUACUUUGGCUCGUUUACUUGAAGCUUCCAAGGCAUAUUUGUCCCAAUUCCCUGUAGAUCAGGUUAACAGUGUCAUUUCUUCUUUGAGUGUUGACAACCAAAGGGCAUUGUCGGCAUAUUUUUGA